Messenger RNA from Kluyveromyces lactis, 1338 nucleotides. RefSeq names its product Nsr1p (gene NSR1). The record is from RefSeq and is a predicted model, not a curated record. NCBI's taxonomy places the organism in Eukaryota, Fungi, Ascomycota, Saccharomycetes, Saccharomycetales, Saccharomycetaceae. The transcript has a single exon. Gene Ontology annotation, cellular component: spliceosomal complex. Bases 1 to 1338 code for a protein of 445 amino acids. Gene Ontology annotation, biological process: positive regulation of mRNA splicing, via spliceosome. Gene Ontology annotation, molecular function: RNA binding.
AUGGGUAAAUCAACUGACAAGAAGGUUUCCAAGAAGGUUUCCAAGAAGGACCUAAAGCUAAAAAAGAAGCAAGAUGAAAAGAAGGUGAAGGCUGUUGAACCAGAAUCUAGCUCCGAUUCCAGCUCUGAUUCUAGCUCUGAUUCUAGCUCUGAUUCUAGCUCUGAUUCCUCUUCUGAUUCCGAUUCUUCUUCCUCUUCUGACUCUUCUGACUCUUCUGACGAAGAAGAAGAACCAAAGAAGGAAACUAAGAAGGAAGAAUCUUCCUCUGAUUCCGAAUCCUCUUCUGAUUCUGAUUCCGAAUCUGAAAAGGAAGAAGCUAAGAAAGAAGAAUCCUCCGAUUCUGACUCUUCUUCCGACUCCUCCUCAGACUCCGACUCUGAUUCUGACGAAGAAGAAGAAAAGAAGGAGGAAAAGAAGAAGGAAGAAUCUUCCGCUUCUUCAUCUGAUUCUGAUUCUUCAUCUGAUUCUGACUCUUCAUCUGAUGACGAUGAAGAAGAGGAAAAAAGCUCUAACAAGCGUAAGGCUGAUGAUGACGAAGAGAAAUCUGAAAGCAAAAAGCCAAAGACUGAAUUGGCUGGUGAACCAGCUACUAUUUUCGUUGGUAGACUAUCAUGGUCCAUUGACGAUGAAUGGUUAAAGACCGAAUUUGAACCAAUCGGUGGUGUCAUUAGUGCCAGAGUUAUGUACGAAAGAGGUACUGACAGAUCCCGUGGUUAUGGUUAUGUCGAUUUUGAAGACAAAUCCUACGCUGAAAAAGCUAUCAAGGAAAUGCACGGUAAGGAAAUUGACGGAAGACCAAUCAACUGUGAUAUGUCUACCUCGAAGCCAGCUGGUGCUCCAAGAGACGACAGAGCAAAGAAGUUCGGCGACGUUCCAUCUGAACCAUCUGACACUUUGUUCUUGGGUAAUUUGUCUUUCGAAGCUGACAGAGACAACUUGUACGAGAUCUUUGGUAAAUAUGGUGAAAUUGUUUCUGUUCGUAUCCCAACUCACCCAGAAACUGAACAACCAAAGGGUUUCGGUUACGUUCAAUACGGUAGUAUUGAAGAUGCCACUAAAGCCUUUGAAGGUCUACAAGGUGAAUACAUUAAUAACAGACCAGUCAGAUUAGACUACUCCAUUCCAAAGCAAAACUUCGGCAACAACCAACGUGGUGGUUUUAACAGAGGUGGUUCUGACAGAGGUGGAAGAGGCGGUAGAGGCGGCAGCAGAGGCGGUAGAGGUGGCUUCGGUGGUAACAGAGGAGGUAGAGAAUUCAGUUCCGGUUCUAACGCUUCUCCUCUAGGAGCUACCAGACAAACUGCUUCCUUCCAAGGUACCAAAAAGACCUUCGAUUGA